AUGGACCCCCGCCGCAUCCAUAUCGCGGUCCUAGACACCGACGUCCCCUGUCUCUCCGUCUACAACAAACGAGGCCUCUACAGCUCCCAAUUUCGCGUCCUACUCCAAGCAGCCGCAAACCGUAUAAAUCAAAAUGCCAACACCACCCUCCAAAACGGCCCGCUAGCCAUACAUGUCACGGCCUUUGACGCCGUCGGCGGUUCACUGCCACCUCUCGAGUUUCUUCGCGCAAGCCCACGUACCUCGACCGAGCCCGUCAACGGGCCAUUCGGAGUCAUCGACGCUAUCCUGAUUACGGGGUCAGCUUCGUCGGCAUAUGACCCGUUCCCCUGGAUCGCAGAGCUUCAGUCCUUCAUCCAAACGGUUUAUGCGAAUUACCCACUUGUGAAGAUAUUCGGGUCCUGCUUCGGUCAUCAAAUUAUCGCGCAAGCACUUCUCUCCACACCUACGAGUAACACACCUAUUACCAACACUUUCAGUGUCCAGCCCGCACAGACGGGUUUCGAAAUGGGUAUUCACUCUAUCAUCUUAGACCCCUCAUUCACAGCACAAUUCCCACCACUCGUACGGACAACUUCCAAAGGACCGUUCCGCAUCCAGCUCAUCCACGGCGAUCAAGUACUGCCUACUCCGCAAGCUGUCGCCGCAGCUACAUCCGCAGGACAGACAUCCGUCGCCCUACCCGCGCCAUGGAUGAACAUCGGCAGUAGCGCGGCCUGUCCGAUUCAAGGACUGUACAUCCACGGUCGAAUCCUGACGUAUCAGGGUCAUUUUGAAUUUGAUACAUUCGUGAAUAGCGAAUUAGCUGCCGAAUUUGGACGGCGCUCGGGCUGGUCUGCGGCGCAGGUUGCCGAGUAUGUGGAUCAGAUUAAUGUUUCGCAGGUUCCGGGACAGGAAGAAGAUGAUGAUGACUCUAAAGCUGCGGCGGAAGCCGUGGUGCUUUUCUUUGCGGGGGAAGAUCAAGGUACCACCAAGUUUGAGGGUGUACAGGUGGCAGAUGGAUUGAUGACGCCGCCGCUUGAGGAGGUUUCUGCGUGA
This is a messenger RNA of Penicillium subrubescens, 1038 nucleotides long. RefSeq names its product type 1 glutamine amidotransferase. The coding region runs from base 1 to 1038 and encodes 345 amino acids. Gene Ontology annotation, cellular component: nucleus; cytosol. The transcript has a single exon. Lineage: Eukaryota; Fungi; Ascomycota; Eurotiomycetes; Eurotiales; Aspergillaceae. The record is from RefSeq and is a predicted model, not a curated record.